AUGUCGUUGCAGGUGAACCUGUCGUCGCCUGCUAUUCGCAGCGCGUAUGAGAAAGUGCUAGAUGGAGUCUAUGACUAUCUUGUACUGUCAUACAAAAAGUUGUCGAAUGAUUUAGACGUAUCCGCGAGUGGGAAAGGCACACUGGAUGAUCUCUCUGAGGAGUUCUCGGACGGCAAGAUCCAGUAUGCCCUGGCCCGUGUCGUGGACCCGAACACGAAGCUGCCGAAAUUCGUGUUGAUCAACUGGUGUGGUGAUGGUGUUCCUGAAAGCCGAAAAGGCCUGUUUCCCUCGCACAGUGCGACUGUCGCGGAUUUCUUCAAGGUGUAUCAUGUGUCGAUCAGCGCACGCACAGACCUGGACGUGACGCCGGAUGCCAUCCUGCGCAAGGUCAAAGACAGCAGUGGCAGCAAAUAUGGUACGGCUAGCUCGCGCGCUUCGGAGCCCAUUGUCCCAGCUGGCACAUCGUACAAGCCGAUUGGCAGACCCGACAUUCGUGGUAUGCAAGCCAAGGCCCCGAAAGACACGAUCACUCCUGUGGGUACUUCCUAUACGCCUGCUCGCGAAGAGCUACAGCGUCUCCGUGAGGGAAAGCUGCAAAACCCCCCUGCUCCUCCUGCAGCGCCCCGUCCUUCUGCGCCCCAGCCAAGUGGGCCGCCCCCUCCAAGUGUACCGCAGCCUCGCACAGCGGCUGCCGCACCGCCGCCGCCACCUCCGGCCGCGUCAACGCCACCUGCACAAGGCAGUGAUGUUCCACCCAAACCUGCAGACGAAGAUAAGAUUCAGCCAGUCGGCACGGCCUAUACACCCGUGUCACUACCUCGUCCUGGAAAGCUUUCUUUGGACCGAACAAAGAUGUUUUCAAAGCCAAGUGAGACGGAUUCGGUGCCUCCAGUUCGUCGGUCAACACCCGGGCGACUUACCUGGAGCCAGCGACAAGCUAUGGCCAAAGCCGCUGACGAGGAGGCGGAGCUACCGAGGAAUGUCUCUGGGCACCUCUGA
Malassezia sympodialis ATCC 42132 is the source of this 999-nucleotide messenger RNA. RefSeq lists its product as uncharacterized. Lineage: Eukaryota; Fungi; Basidiomycota; Malasseziomycetes; Malasseziales; Malasseziaceae. Gene Ontology annotation, cellular component: site of polarized growth; cortical actin cytoskeleton; actin filament. The record is from RefSeq and is a predicted model, not a curated record. Bases 1 to 999 code for a protein of 332 amino acids. The transcript is spliced from 2 exons. Gene Ontology annotation, biological process: regulation of actin filament polymerization. Gene Ontology annotation, molecular function: actin filament binding.